Molecule: messenger RNA, 193 nt
Organism: Cylicostephanus goldi
Lineage: Eukaryota; Metazoa; Nematoda; Chromadorea; Rhabditida; Strongylidae
Source: the annotation of a GenBank genome assembly
UAUUGUGAUUUGUGUGGAGUUGGAGAGCGUCUGCAAGAGGAACUGAAUGGAGAAGGGCAUCAGUUUCUUCCUUCCAUGCCUGGUGACACGCAAACAGACGGACAGAGGUGUGGAUCAGUAUCCGCUAGAGAGUACGAUUUUAAGAACCAUCAGUUUACCAAACAGAAAUACUCUCGAGCAGCUUAUACGGAGU